AUGACUGUAUCGGCACACCCAAAACUCCACGAUCUCCGCGUACGACUACGCAGCAUCUACGAGGCCAUCGCCACCUUCGGAACGGUCCAAUUAGCGGACAAACCUCCGAUACUCGAGUCAUCUAUCGGCCAAAGUGGCGGAGAUGUGGGAGAGGAGUUCCAUGCGCACCAAGACGCGGUCCAUGGGCUCCGUGCGUUGCGCGACGCCGUUCGACGUGAUUUGGACGUGCUGGAAAAGUUUCUCGACGAUCCAACAAAUGCUUCUCAGCCCGCACUGUCUACCAACGCGCCAUAUUUGAUAUCAGUAUGGAACGAAGUGCUGCAUGCACCCCCUCCAAUCAUCACGAUCAUGCGAACUUUCGUCGACGGCGAUAUGCACGUACCUCGACGCGGCUCUCGCAAACCCCCAGGGGUGAAAGUGGACGUUGUUGCAGACGGCGGGAGGCAAUGGAUACGGGUGAAUACAACGAAGAACUCUCGCCUCCUUGCCGAGUUUCGCGAGAUUGACUCGUACAUGACCGACUCCGAGGACGAAGACGGUGUUGAUGAACACGGGCCAAGUCUCGCUCAGAAAAAAUUUGACAACUCGAUACUGAAGGCCGGGAGGGCCCUUCUCGAAGCCGCAAGUCACCACCCAGUGUCCGGGACUUCGAUCGUACCGUCAGUAACGCUCCGACUCACGCGACUCGAUCUCUCUCCGUCCAACCCCAAGGACCACGACCCGCGAAUCGCGCAAACUCUAGACCUACUCCGUGACAUGGGCAUCAAGGUAGAACUCGGGGAACGCGACCCCGCGCAUCUACCCAGAGUCUCCGUUGUCCCCGCCCGCCGCCUAGAGCCCACCGUCCGCGUCAACCUCGACCUCUCCAUCCUCAUCGCCCUCGUCUCCGACAUCACGCACGCACCGCUCCCCGCUUCCGCCGCUGAAGCCGACGCGCGGUACGUGCCCUCCGCGCAGUACCGCGAGUGGAAGCGCAAGCGGCUCGAGGCCGCCCAGGGCAGCCCCACGGACGCCGACGAGCCCCCCACCGCGGACGACAAUGGGAAGCACUCCCGCGCGCUCGCAAACCAAGCGCUCCAAGAAAUGUCCCGCGGGCUCCUCCACGAGCUCCACGACCGCCUCGCCGCCGCCGCGGGGCCCGCCGGGCUCGGCGCGGUCGAGUUCUGGACGACCCCGGAAGCACGCGACCGCUGCCUCCGCAUCGUGCUCACCAAGAUCGGCGGCCCGCACGAGAAGCGGCGCGCCGCCGCGCUCUUCGCCGGCCCCACGGACAUCGCGGACGCGGACGCGGAGGCGCGGUAUUGGCGCGGCUCGAGGUACUCCCGCGCGUUCCUCCCCGUCGUCCCCGUCCGCGUCUUCCCCUCCUCCGUGCCCCCCGCCGCCCUCGCGCCCGCGCCGUCCGCAGCGAGCCCCGACGCGCACCUGCUCCCGCUCUCCCCGUUCUUCGCGGCCCUCGCGCGCACCUGCCGCGACGUCCUCGCGCAGGAGACGCUCCCGCACCCGCAUCCGCUCCCCCGGCUCUUCGCGUCCGCCCCUGCGCCCGCGGACGACGGCGAGGCGGGCGAGGCGGGCGAGAUCGAGCGCGCGGCGGUGACGCGCGCGAACCCGCGGCUGACCGCGCACACGGUGCAGAGCAUGCUCUGGGGCGCGGCGCGCGGGUGGACGACGUUGACGGCGAACAAGUCGAGCGUCCGUGCGAUCCUGCGCGACGUCCGUGCGGCGGAGGGCGGGUACGGGCGGCAGCGCGGCGGAGACGGGGUGGACGGAGAAGGCGGCGCGGAGAAGGCGGACGUGGUGGAGAAGGCGGCGAUGUGGGUCGUGGACCCGCGUAGCUUGGCGGAGGGGAUGCGGGCGGACUACCACGUGGAGUGA
Messenger RNA from Epithele typhae, 1872 nucleotides. RefSeq lists its product as uncharacterized. NCBI's taxonomy places the organism in Eukaryota, Fungi, Basidiomycota, Agaricomycetes, Polyporales, Epitheliaceae. The coding region runs from base 1 to 1872 and encodes 623 amino acids. The record is from RefSeq and is a predicted model, not a curated record. The transcript is spliced from 3 exons.